AUGCCUCCACACGGUCAUCAUCAUCACGGUCAUCACGGUCACCACGAACACGUUACUUACACAACUACCCCAAUUGUCCAACCAAUGGUUCAACCAAUGCCAGUUUAUGGUCAACCACCAAUGAUGGUUCAACCACAAGUCGUUAUGGGUGCUCCAGUAGUUUAUCCACCAACCAAUGUUGUCAUCGAAACUAGCCACCAUCAUGGUCAUCAUGGUCACCAUGGACACCACGGACAUCAUGGUCAUUUCUUUUAA
Molecule: messenger RNA, 255 nt
Organism: Dictyostelium discoideum AX4
Lineage: Eukaryota; Evosea; Eumycetozoa; Dictyosteliales; Dictyosteliaceae
Exons: 1
Coding region: 1-255 (84 amino acids)
Source: RefSeq, a predicted model, not a curated record